GUGAAACGCCGACGACGUUUCUCUUUUUCGGGCCAACUCAUCGGUCUUUUUGACACAGAAUAUGUUUAUUUUCUGUUCUAAAUGUUGUGAAUUCUUAAUUAUUUAGAUCAUUAAAGAGAAUAGAAUAGAUUUUUUAACAUGGAGGUGUACUAUCUCGCGUUUUUGUUGAGUGUCUUCUGGCAUGGGACCGAUGCUAUCAUGUGGAGUCUCGCUCCCAACACACAGAAGUGUUUGAAGGAAGAACUUCGAGCCAACGUGCUCGUGGCGGGAGACUAUGAGGUCACAGAAGCCGCCGGCCAGAGGAUCGACUACAUUGUACGUGAUUCCAAAAGUCAUAUCCUAGCACAGAAGGAGUCUAUCACUAAGGGAAAAUUCACAUUUGUCACAGAAACUUAUGACACAUUUGAGGUGUGCUUCAUUUCCAAGGUGCCUCCAGAGCGUCGUGGCGUGAGCCAAGAUGUAACGCUGGACAUCAAAAUCGGAAUUGAAGCCAAGAAUUAUGAAGGCAUUGGCGAAGCAGCUAAGUUGAAGCCAAUGGAGCUCGAACUGAAGAGAUUAGAGGAUUUAUCUGAAGCCAUCGUACAGGACUUCACGCUUAUGAGGAAGAGGGAAGAGGAGAUGAGAGAUACCAAUGAGUCAACAAACAACAGAGUGCUAUUCUUCAGCGUAUUCUCGAUGGUGUGCCUGCUCGGUCUAGCAACUUGGCAAGUUCUGUAUUUACGCCGAUACUUCAAGGCUAAAAAGCUCAUUGAAUAGUCUCUAAAUAAUUUAAUCGCAGGUGUGGUCGCAGGGGUAGGCCGACCGGCUGGAAUUCUUUGCGUGUACUGUGGUUGUUGUUUUAAAAAAUAAACCGCACAAACUUUUUUCUGUUAUGUGAAAGUAAAGUGCUCUAAGUCAUACAGCCAGGUCUGUGGUUGAUAUGAUAAUUCAGUAACGAACAAUAAUUGUGAUUUCACUUUAUCCCAUUAGCAGUAUUAGUGACCUUUCCAUCUUCUAAGGAUUUCUGACUCGUGACAAAAAUCGACCCCGCCUGCGACUUCACCUGUGUUUAUAGAUCUUUUUAGUACUCAUAGGUACUUUAUAAUAAAAUAAUAAAUUUUUCAAUACUUCACAGAUUUCUUAUUUAAUGAUUUUGUUUGUAAAUGUUUGAGUUCAGCGUCUGAUUAAGGAAGGAUGUUAUAAUAUAAUAUAUAAAAUAUA
This is a messenger RNA of Pectinophora gossypiella (pink bollworm), 1200 nucleotides long. It is a transcript of the gene bai, whose product is annotated as transmembrane emp24 domain-containing protein bai. The coding region runs from base 139 to 756 and encodes 205 amino acids. Gene Ontology annotation, cellular component: endoplasmic reticulum-Golgi intermediate compartment; COPII-coated ER to Golgi transport vesicle; Golgi apparatus. The transcript has 5 exons. Gene Ontology annotation, biological process: intracellular protein transport; Golgi organization; endoplasmic reticulum to Golgi vesicle-mediated transport. The record is from RefSeq and is a predicted model, not a curated record. NCBI's taxonomy places the organism in Eukaryota, Metazoa, Arthropoda, Insecta, Lepidoptera, Gelechiidae.